This is a messenger RNA of Aspergillus glaucus CBS 516.65, 349 nucleotides long. RefSeq lists its product as uncharacterized. Lineage: Eukaryota; Fungi; Ascomycota; Eurotiomycetes; Eurotiales; Aspergillaceae. The coding region runs from base 86 to 331 and encodes 81 amino acids. The record is from RefSeq and is a predicted model, not a curated record. The transcript has 2 exons.
GUCUGAAAAGAUCUCAGUCAGGUCGGAGCUGGCAUCAGUCUGAUUCUCUUUGUCGUCAGAUCUGACUGGUCAGGAGCGAGGCGCCAUGGUCGACACAGCCCACAGGAAACUGGCAAACAAAAAGAAAGUCUCAAAAGAAUGGGAAGUGCUCCAAGAGAAGCUCAUGGGAGGAAGGAUGGAAGCAGGGAAGGACACUGUCAGCACAAUGGGAUUUAUAAAUUCAAGAAAACAUGAUGGUCGAGGGGAGCCAAAACUGGCUACCCUUUGCGACCGCAGUGAGAGCGUCUUGAUAGAUGAUGUUGGACAAAAUAGCAACAAAAGUCCCAUUUGAGACUAGCGCCGAGGGGCG